Molecule: messenger RNA, 2928 nt
Organism: Pestalotiopsis fici W106-1
Lineage: Eukaryota; Fungi; Ascomycota; Sordariomycetes; Amphisphaeriales; Sporocadaceae
Exons: 2
Coding region: 1-2928 (975 amino acids)
Molecular function (GO): ADP binding; protein binding
Source: RefSeq, a predicted model, not a curated record
AUGCGUCUGCUGCAGCUCCGCGAUGGCGAGCUUACUCUAAGCAAUCAUCCGAACGAGGCAGUGCCGGAAUAUGCCAUCCUCUCACAUACCUGGGGGCUCGAUGACGAGGAGGUCACUUUCCAAGACUUGAUGCAGAAGCAAGGUAAAGACAAGAUUGGGUACAAGAAGCUCAUGUUUUGCGGACAACAAGCGAAGCGUGAUGGUCUCGAUUAUUUCUGGGUCGACACUUGCUGUAUCGACAAGGCGAACCAUACUGAGCUCUCGAGGGCCAUCAAUUCCAUGUUUCGCUGGUAUCAUAACGCCGUGCACUGCUACGUGUUCCUUUCAGAUGUAUCGACACAACCAAGUGGCUCGUCGGCCUCGUGGGAACCUCAGUUCCGGCGAAGCAAGUGGUAUCAGAGGGGUUGGACGCUGCAAGAACUUUUGGCUCCUACCUCGGUCAAAUUCUACUCAGUCGAAGGAGAUUUCCUCGGCGACAAGUCCGGCAUGGUGGAUGUGAUCCAUGAUAUCACAAAGAUCAAAGUGACUGCGCUACGUGGAGCCUCUCUUGCCCAAUUCCCGAUCCAUGAACGCAUGAACUGGUCGCGGCGGCGGCAAACAAAAGAAGAAGAGGACAUUGCCUACUGUCUCUUUGGAAUUUUCGAUGUAUUCAUGCCACUCAUAUACGGAGAAGGGGAACAGAACGCAAUGAGCCGACUAGAAGAGGCAAUUGAGAAGCGCACAGGCAGUUCACGGAAGCCAGAUCCACCGGUGCAAAGCCCAGCGUCUCAUCUCAUACUCCCAUUUGGACAAAAUGAGGAUUUUGUUGGGCGAGAAGAGAUUCUCUCCCAGCUGGUGGACAGGAUACUUCCUAGUGCGCGCAAGACCGAUUGUCAAAGAACGGUUCUAGAAGGCCUUGGCGGCGUCGGCAAGACGCAAAUCGCCCUCGAAGCUGCAUAUCGUGUCCACGAACAAGACCCAAAAUGUUCCGUCUUUUGGGUCCCUGCUAUUUCCAUGGUGACCUUUGAGAACGCCUACAGAGAGGUUGGCCGAGCACUUGGUAUACCGGGUCUCGAGGAUAGUCAGACAGGCGUCAAGACACGAGUCAAAUUGGCCCUCGAACAGAGCACCUAUGAAUGGCUCCUGAUUAUUGAUAAUGUUGACGACAUUGCAUUGUUGACACAUGGCGGCUUGCAAGAAUAUCUGCCCUUCCACCGCAAUGGCUCCAUCUUCUUUACAACACGCAAUCAUGAAGUCGCCGUCCAGCUCGACGUCCCUUCGAAGCACAUACAUGCGAUCGGAGAGAUGAAUGAAACCGAAGCACUCAUGCUACUGCAAAACAAUCUCAAGCCUCGACAAUAUCAGGACUGCCCUGAAGCCACGAGAGAACUCGUCCAGAACUUGGUGUAUUUGCCACUGGCCAUCAAACAGGCGUCCGCCUAUUUAUCAAAGACCGGGGAGACCACAAAGGCGUACUUGGAGUAUUGUCUUUCAUCUGACGAGACUCAAGUUGAGCUUCUCAAUGUUGCAUUUGAAGAUCGAUGGCGUUACUCGAAGAACGCAAAUCCCAUCACCACGACAUGGCUUAUAUCAUUCCAGCACCUGGAGCAAACAUAUCCACUGGCUGUUGACUACCUGAAAUUCAUUUGCUUCUUGGCUGAAACGAACAUCCCGAUAUCUCUACUACCGCCAGGAAGCAAUAAAAAAGAAGAGGCAGAGGCUAUUGGGAUCCUGGAAGGUUACGCGUUUAUAAGCAUGCGCGAUCAAGCUCAGUCGUUUGAUAUCCAUCGCUUGGUGCGCUUAGCGACUCGAAACUGGACAAAGGUCGAAUGGGAGAUGCGAUGUACGAAAGCAAUGCAGCGCCUGCACCUGAUUUAUCCUUGGCCAGAGCACGAGAAUCGGCAGGUUUGGAUGAACUACCUACCUCAUGCCCAAACGAUUCUCAUCGAGCAUGACAAGUGUACGGACCAAUUAGCCAUCGCACGCCUUGCUCACCUUGUCGGGAAGAGCUACAUGGACCUUUCAAAGUACAGAGAAUCGGAAAAGAUGUUUCGACAUGCCGUUGAACUAUAUUCAUCUAUGGAAGACCAUACCCUUAAUUCACUUAAUUCGAUGAACUGGCUAGCGAAUACGUUCGUGUUACAGGGGAAACUUCAAGACGCAGAAGACAUCUACCGCGAAUUACUCGAUACCAAGGAGGUACCGCAAAGUUUGCGCAUUAGUCUUCUCAAUAAUCUUGCCUCGGCGUUUCAAGAAAAGGGUAAAUACCAAGAAGCAUUGGAAAUGUAUCAACAGGCGUUGAUGAUGGGAUUGUUUGAGUCAGGCCCGGACGAUCCAGAAGUACUCAGGACCAUGGCUAACAUUGCCGAGAACUUUUCUUAUCAAGGUGAUCAUUGGGGAGCAGAGGAGCGUUUUCGUCAUCUCCUGGGGCGAAGAACAGAAGUGCUUGGCUCUGGGCAUCCAGAGACACUUGACACCUUGUGCGCCUUGGGUGUGCAGCUUGACCGACUAGACAAGUUGGAUGAGGCCGAGGAAAUGCUGCGAGAUUGUGUCCAGGGAUGCAUCUUGGUUCUGGGUCCAGAACAUGCCCAAACAGUGGUCAGCUCCACUUGUCUUGGAGAUGUGCUGCGCUUGCAGGACAGAGACGACGAGGCCGAAGAGAUACUCCGCCAAACAUUGAACAUUUCAAAAACUGCGCUUGGCCCUAGGAGUCCACGGACACUGAAGACCAUGGUUAGCCUCGCGCUUGUGCUCAAUUGUCAAGGGCAAUUUGAGGAGGCAGAGGCGUUACUUCGAGAAGCAUUUGAGCUGAGGAAAGUGGUGCUUGGUGAAGAGCACCCACAAACAUUGGAGGCAGAAGAGUUUCUUCGGCUAAUCACAAAUCCCCAAACCAAAGCUGAUGGGGGUUCUGACUCUGAAGAUUCUGACAAUGGCGGCGUUGUACUAUAG